UGAUGUAUGCGGGCGAGAUGGUUCCGUUCUCUUCAGUCUUCAUUGUGUAGACGCAAUAUUUGAUCAUAUUUUAAUAUCUGGUAUGGGCGUGAUCAACGUUCAGAAACUGGACUAGCAAAGUAGGCGUAAAUUCUUAGGACAGCAGUUGAUGCAGAGGAUGUUUAUGCGGCGCUAGGACCCAGGGGACAAGUUCUCAUUCUCACAAGGCACAUGCAAUUUGCAUGCGUAUGUUCUGCAAGGCAAACCUAAACCACCGGAAGACCGAGCAAUAGACUCGCAGACACGCUUAUUGGCGUAGGACCACUAUCGUGAUGGGAAGCUUUCAGUCUUUGCCGGAUGACCAUCAAUAUCGAACCCUGUCACAGAAAACAGGCUUUUCACUGGAGCAGAUCGCAAUUCUCCACAAUCGCUUUAAGCAGCUCAGCCAAAACGAGGAAACAUUAUGGAGAGAUGACCUUAAAACAAUCCAAGACCUAGAAAGCAACCCAAUUCGGUCCCAGAUUAUAGAAGCUUUCUUCGAUAGUAGGAACUUCCAGAAAGAUGGUGUGGGAUCUGUGGAAGAAAUUGGUUUCGAGGAAUUCCUUACGGUCAUGUCGUACUUCAGAGCACCACCUCAAAAUAUCACAGUGGAGCAAAGAGAAGAAAUGAGAAGAGCCAAACUGCGCUUCCUUUUCAACAUGCAUGACACCGACAAUGAUGGAACCAUAACACUGGAGGAAUACAGACAUGUAGUAGAGGAGUUGUUGUCCCGUAGUGGAGCUCUUGGAAGAGAGACAGCUAAAGGCAUUGCAGAUGCUGCAAUGCUGGAAGUUGCCAGUAUCUCAGUGGGUCCCAUGGCACCUGAUGAGUUCUAUGAAGGAAUAACAUUUGAGCAUUUUUUGAAGAUUCUUAAUGGAGUUGAAAUUGAGAUGAGAAUGCACAUUCACUUCUUAAACAUGGAUGCAACUGUUUUGUGCAAGUAACAUUAGGUCUAAAUACUGCUGGUUAAAUGUAUAUUUUCCAGUAAAAUAUGCACUUUAUUAGAUGAGGCUGGUUUAGAAUAGUUUGGAUAGAUCUCUAGUUCUAUUAAUUAUUUAUAAGAUACUCCUACAAAAGUUGAAAAGCAAUAAGAAAAGUGUGUGUUGAUUUCUGAAACUCCUUGCUUUGCAUGUGCAUAUUACAUAAUUAUGGUACAAUAGAAUUAAAACUAUGCAGGCAUGUAUUUAAUUAUUUUACAAAAAUUUUGUAAUUAUUUUGUCUUUAUUCUAAAAUAACCCUACUAUUUAAAAAAAAAAGUUGAAUACUUAUAACCAAAUACAACUGUAAUAUAUUUUUACUGAAAUAUAUUAAUACUGAAUAGAACAAUCAUGUUAUUAAUACUGUGAUAAUAGCAAUAGCAGUUUUGUGUGCUUUUUGAUGUGCAAUAAUACUAAUAAAUGAAAACGGUACUUGAAUCCAGUCUCGAAAAAGAACUGCAGUUACUCCUAUCAACCAGCAGAUAUCGCUAAUGUCAUGGCUUUGUUUAAGUCAGUCGCUUUAGAAAUACUCAGGUACUUGUACAACCAAUAAGCAUGUUUCAGCAUGUUCUUGCAAGGGCAACUAAAAUAAUUACAUUACAAACAAUGCAACAAAUUCUAAAAUAAUUAAAUAAUUAAUGAGACUAUGACAACGAUAAUCUGUAACGACUAGUGGACACCAAAGACCUUUAAUCAAUUUCAUUAGCCACGUAUAGUUCAAUGAUGACAGACUUUGAGACAUAGAGCUGAAGGUGUGCUGUGUUAGCAGUUAUAAAUUGUGCAUGGAUUGUACACACAUGGGUUUAACAGUAGAAAUAAACCUUGUGUCGAGCAUUUUAUUUCCAAAAAUGAAUCUGGCAUUUCCUCUGUGAAAAUGCAAAAAUGUCUCAAAAUGAAUUAAUGUUUCUUCUGUUAACCUUAAAAAGAAGAUAAAAAGAGUGUACGUGCACCCACUUUGUAUGGAAUCAACUUGCAACUUGCAUUUACCGCAAUAAAACGGUAUCUUGCUACACUGAAAA
Molecule: messenger RNA, 2014 nt
Organism: Cyprinus carpio (common carp)
Lineage: Eukaryota; Metazoa; Chordata; Actinopteri; Cypriniformes; Cyprinidae
Product: calcineurin B homologous protein 3-like
Molecular function (GO): calcium ion binding
Source: RefSeq, a predicted model, not a curated record